Molecule: messenger RNA, 9159 nt
Organism: Mandrillus leucophaeus (drill)
Lineage: Eukaryota; Metazoa; Chordata; Mammalia; Primates; Cercopithecidae
Gene: MICAL3
Product: microtubule associated monooxygenase, calponin and LIM domain containing 3
Exons: 33
Molecular function (GO): FAD binding; protein binding
Source: RefSeq, a predicted model, not a curated record
CAGCGCGCGCUCCUGCAGCCCCGGCAGAGUCCCGGCGCGGAGCGCCCGCGUAGGCAGGCGCCCGGGGCAGCCUUGCGUCCUCGCCGCGCGGCUUGAGAACCCCCUGGCCCUGGGCGAGCGGGCUGGGCUGUGCAGCCCCCGAGGCUAACUGGGCGGGAUCGCAGCUGCAGGGGUUGUGCGAGCAGCCACGGCGGCACCUGUGUCCUGCGGGCACCCACCCUGCCCCUGCCGAGGCAGGCGCCCACCGCUGGCGGUGAUGCGGCUGUGAAGCCCUAGUCGAUUAACGUGCCAGUGUCAGGUGGACCCACAGCCAUCCCACCGCCCCCUCUGGGAGUGCUGAGAGUGAGGCAGCAUGGAGGAGAGGAAGCAUGAGACCAUGAACCCAGCUCAUGUCCUCUUUGACCGGUUUGUCCAGGCCACCACCUGCAAGGGAACCCUCAAGGCCUUCCAGGAGCUCUGUGACCACCUGGAACUGAAGCCAAAGGACUACCGCUCCUUCUAUCACAAGCUCAAGUCCAAGCUUAACUACUGGAAAGCCAAAGCCCUCUGGGCGAAGUUGGACAAACGGGGCAGUCACAAAGACUACAAAAAGGGAAAAGCAUGCACCAACACCAAGUGUCUCAUCAUUGGGGCUGGCCCCUGUGGUCUCCGUACAGCCAUCGACUUAUCCUUACUGGGGGCCAAGGUGGUUGUUAUUGAGAAACGAGAUGCCUUCUCCCGCAACAACGUCUUGCAUCUCUGGCCAUUCACCAUACAUGAUCUACGAGGUCUGGGUGCCAAGAAGUUCUAUGGCAAGUUCUGUGCCGGAGCCAUCGACCAUAUCAGUAUCCGUCAGCUCCAACUAAUACUUUUGAAAGUAGCCUUGAUCCUAGGCAUUGAAAUCCAUGUCAAUGUGGAAUUCCAAGGACUUAUACAACCUCCUGAGGACCAAGAGAAUGAACGGAUAGGCUGGCGGGCACUGGUGCACCCCAAGACUCAUCCUGUGUCAGAGUAUGAAUUUGAAGUGAUCAUCGGUGGGGAUGGUCGGAGGAACACCUUGGAAGGUAUUGGUCUGUGCUCCUCUGCCUGACUCAUAGCAGAGGGGAAAGCGGAUGCUAUCAAAGGAAUAGCUGCCCUGAUGCACCUUCAUCUCAGCAAACUCUUACAUGCACACAUUUGUCUUCUGGCCCUAGGUAUUGACUUGGAGAACAUCGUUUACUACAAAGAUGACACACACUAUUUCGUUAUGACAGCCAAAAAGCAGAGUUUGCUGGACAAAGGAGUGAUACUACAUGACUACGCCGACACAGAGCUCCUGCUUUCCCGAGAAAAUGUGGACCAGGAGGCUCUGCUCAGCUAUGCCAGGGAGGCGGCAGACUUCUCCACCCAACAGCAGCUGCCGUCUCUGGAUUUUGCCAUCAAUCACUAUGGGCAGCCUGACGUGGCCAUGUUUGACUUCACUUGUAUGUAUGCCUCCGAGAACGCCGCCUUGGUGCGGGAGCAGAACGGACACCAGUUACUAGUGGCUCUGGUCGGGGACAGCCUCCUAGAGCCUUUCUGGCCAAUGGGAACAGGAAUAGCCCGGGGCUUUCUAGCUGCUAUGGACUCUGCCUGGAUGGUCCGAAGUUGGUCUCUAGGAACAAGCCCUUUGGAAGUGCUGGCAGAGAGGGAAAGUAUUUAUAGGUUGCUGCCUCAGACCACCCCUGAGAAUGUGAGUAAGAACUUCAGCCAGUACAGUAUCGACCCAGUCACUCGGUAUCCCAAUAUCAACGUCAACUUCCUCCGGCCAAGCCAGGUGCGCCAUUUAUAUGAUACUGGCGAAACAAAAGAUAUUCACCUGGAAAUGGAGAGCCUGGUGAAUUCCCGAACCACCCCCAAAUUGACUCGCAAUGAGUCUGUAGCUCGUUCAAGCAAACUGCUGGGUUGGUGCCAGAGGCAGACAGAUGGCUAUGCAGGGGUAAACGUGACAGAUCUCACCAUGUCUUGGAAAAGUGGCUUGGCCCUUUGUGCAAUUAUUCAUAGAUACCGCCCGGACUUGAUAGAUUUUGAUUCUUUGGAUGAGCAAAAUGUGGAGAAGAAUAACCAACUGGCCUUUGACAUUGCUGAGAAGGAGUUGGGCAUUUCUCCCAUCAUGACAGGCAAAGAAAUGGCCUCCGUGGGGGAGCCCGAUAAGCUUUCCAUGGUGAUGUACCUGACUCAGUUCUACGAGAUGUUUAAGGACUCCCUCCCCUCUAGCGACACCUUGGACCUAAAUGCGGAGGAGAAAGCAGUCCUGAUAGCCAGCACCAGAUCCCCUAUCUCCUUCCUAAGCAAACUUGGCCAGACCAUCUCUCGGAAGCGUUCUCCCAAGGAUAAAAAGGAAAAGGACUUGGAUGGUGCUGGGAAGAGGAGAAAGACCAGUCAAUCAGAGGAGGAGGAAGCUCCCCGGGGCCAUAGAGGAGAAAGACCGACCCUGGUGAGCACUCUGACAGACAGGAGGAUGGACGUUGCCGUUGGGAACCAGAACAAAGUGAAGUACAUGGCAACCCAGCUGCUGGCCAAAUUUGAAGAGAACGCACCCGCACAGUCGGUCGGCACACGGAGACAGGGCUCCAUGAAGAAGGAGUUCCCACAGAACCUGGGAGGCAGCGACACGUGCUACUUCUGCCAGAAGCGGGUCUACGUGAUGGAGAGGCUGAGCGCCGAGGGCAAGUUCUUCCACCGGAGCUGCUUCAAGUGCGAGUACUGCGCCACCACCCUGCGCCUGUCGGCCUACGCCUACGACAUCGAGGAUGGUAAAUUCUACUGUAAGCCACACUACUGCUAUCGACUCUCUGGCUACGCACAAAGGAAGAGACCAGCGGUGGCUCCCCUGUCUGGAAAGGAGGCCAAAGGACCCCUGCAGGAUGGCCCCACCACAGACGCAAACGGACGGGCCAACGCCGUGGCCGGCUCGACUGAGAGAACCCCAGGUUCAGGCGUGAACGGCCUGGAGGAGCCCAGCAUCGCCAAGCGGCUGAGGGGCACCCCAGAGCGGAUUGAGCUGGAGAACUACCGCCUUUCCCUGAGGCAGGCCGAGGCGCUGCAGGAGGUGCCCGAGGAGACUCAGGCCGAGCACAACUUGAGCAGCGUGCUGGACACGGGCGCCGAGGAGGACGUUGCCAGCAGUAGUUCCGAGUCUGAGAUGGAGGAGGAGGAGGACGAGGAGGAGGAGGAGCCUCGCCUGCCCCCCUCUGACCUGGGUGGCGUUCCGUGGAAGGAGGCCGUGCGGAUCCAUGCACUUCUCAAAGGGAAAAGUGAAGAGGAGCUAGAGGCCUCGAAGAGCUUUGAGCCUGGGAAUGAAGAGGAGGAGGAGGAGGAAGAAUAUGAAGAGGAGGAGGAGGAGGACUAUGACGAGGAGGAGGAAGAGUCCAGUGAAGCCGGGAACCAGAGGCUCCAGCAGGUCAUGCAGGCGGCGGAUCCUCUGGAGAUCCAGGCUGACGUGCACUGGACUCAUAUCCGUGAGAGAGAGGAGGAAGAGAGGAUGGCGCCGGCCUCUGAGUCCUCUGCUUCCAGAGCUCCGUUGGAUGAGAAUGACCUAGAGGAAGAUGUGGACUCGGAACCAGCUGAGAUAGAAGGGGAGGCAGCAGAGGAUGGGGACCCAGGAGACACUGGUGCUGAGCUGGAUGAUGAUCAGCACUGGUCUGACAGCCCAUCGGAUGCUGACAGAGAGCUGCAUUUGCGGCACGCAGCUGAGGGGGCAGCAGAGCCGGAGCUGAGGGUAUCAGAAGAUGAGGAGAAGCUGCCCGCCUCACCGAAGCACCAAGAGAGAGGUCCCUCCCAAGCCACCAGCCCCAUCCGGUCUGCCCAGGAAUCAGCUCUUCUGUUCACUCCAGUCCACAGCCCCUCAACAGAGGGGCCCCGACUCCCACCUGUCCCUGCCGCCACCCGGGAGACAUUACCUGAGGAUCGCCUUUUCCCUGAGCCUUUGCUCCCCAAAGAGAAGCCCAAAGCUGAUGCCCCCUCAGAUCCGAAAGCUGUGCACUCUCCCAUCCGAUCGCAGCCAGUAGCCUUGCCAGAAGCCAGGACUCCGGCCUCACCAGGGAGCCCGCAGUCCCGGCCGCCCGUGGCAGCCUCCACGCCCCCACCCAGCCCACUCCCCAUCUGUUCCCAGCCCCAGCCUUCCACCGAGGCCACUGUCCCCUCCCCUACCCAGUCCCCCAUACGCUUCCAGCCUGUCCCAGCCAAAACAUCCACCCCACUGGCCCCUCUCCCUGUCCAAAGCCAAAGUGACACCAAGGACAGGCUGGGCAGCCCCCUUGCUGUGGACGAGGCCCUCAGAAGGAGUGACCUGGUGGAGGAGUUCUGGAUGAAGAGCGCGGAGAUCCGCCGCAGCCUUGGGCUCACCCCUGUGGACCGCAGCAAGGGGCCUGAGCCCAGCUUCCCCACGCCUGCCUUCAGGCCAGUGUCCCUCAAAUCCUAUUCCGUUGAAAAGUCCUCCCAGGAUGAGGGACUCCACCUUCUCAAGCCUCUGUCUGUCCCCAAAAGGCUGGGCCUGCCAAAGCCAGAGGGCGAGCCUUUGUCCCUGCCAACCCCCCGGUCCCCGUCGGACAGAGAGCUGCGGAGCGCCCAGGAGGAGCGCAGGGAGCUGUCCAGCAGCUCUGGCCUGGGCCUGCACGGGAGCUCCUCCAACAUGAAGACACUGGGCAGCCAGAGCUUCAACACCUCGGACUCCGCCAUGCUCACGCCACCCUCCAGCCCGCCCACUGAGGACUCAAGCUUGCAGGAGAAGUUCUUCACGCCCCCGUCCUGCUGGCCGCGCUCGGAGAAGCCUCCCCACCCGCCCCUGGGCAAGGAGAACGGGAGGCUGCCUGCUCGGGAGGGGGCGCUGCAGCCACAGAAGAGGGGGCUGCCCUUGGUCUCCGCGGAAGCCAAGGAGUUGGCCGAGGAGCGCAUGCGAGCCCGAGAGAAGUCCGUGAAGAGCCAGGCGCUGCGGGACGCCAUGGCCAGGCAACUGAGCAGGAUGCAGCAGAUGGAGCUGGCCACGGGCGCCCCCAGGCCCCGCAAGGCAUCCUCAGCACCCUCCCAGGGCAAGGAGCGCCGGCCCGACUCCCCCACACGUCCCACUCUCAGGGGCUCCGAGGAGCCCACCCUGAAGCAUGAAGCCAUCAGCGAGGAGGUCCUCUCCGCGCCGUCGGACUCGGGGGGCCCAGAUGGCUCUUUCACUUCAUCCGAGGGCUCCAGUGGGAAGAGCAAGAAGAGGUCAUCACUCUUCUCCCCCCGCAGAAACAAGAAGGAGAAGAAGUCCAAAGGCGAGGGCCGGGCCCCAGAGAAGCCCAGCCCCAACCUCCUGGAGGAAGCUGCCACCAAACCCAAGUCCCUGUGGAAGUCGGUCUUCUCUGGGUACAAAAAGGACAAGAAGAAGAAGGCCGACGACAAGUCCUGCCCCAGCACCCCCUCCAGCGGGGCCACGGUGGACUCUGGCAAGCACAGGGUGCUUCCCGUCGUAAGGGCAGAGCUGCAGCUCCGGCGCCAGCUAAGCUUCUCCGAGGACUCAGACCUCUCCAGUGAUGAUGUCCUUGAGAGGUCCUCGCAGAAGUCACGGCGAGAGCCAAGAACCUACACAGAGGAGGAACUGAAUGCCAAGCUGACCCGGCGUGUGCAAAAGGCAGCUCGGAGACAGGCCAAGCAGGAGGAGCUUAAGCGGCUGCAUCGAGCCCAGAUCAUCCAGCGGCAGCUGCAGCAGGUGGAGGAGAGGCAGCGGCGGCUGGAGGAAAGGGGCGUGGCUGUGGAGAAGGCGCUCCGGGGCGAAGCAGGCAUGGGCAAGAAGGACGACCCCAAGCUGAUGCAGGAGUGGUUCAAGCUAGUGCAGGAGAAGAACGCCAUGGUGCGCUACGAGUCGGAGCUGAUGAUCUUUGCCCGGGAGCUGGAGCUGGAAGACCGGCAGAGCCGACUGCAGCAGGAGCUCCGGGAACGCAUGGCAGUGGAAGAUCACCUUAAGACUGAGGAGGAGCUGUCUGAAGAGAAGCAGAUUCUCAAUGAGAUGCUGGAGGUGGUGGAGCAGAGAGACUCACUGGUGGCGCUGCUGGAGGAGCAGCGGCUCCGGGAGAGAGAGGAGGACAAGGACCUGGAGGCUGCCAUGCUGUCCAAGGGCUUCAGCCUUAACUGGUCCUGAGCUCACACCCAACGCUCCAUUUUCUGUUGGCAUCCGCCUGGCCGGGUAGUGGCCUCCAAACCACCUGGAGCCGCGAUCUGAGGAGGCCUGGCACCUCCUUGGAGUUUACGCUCAGAUGCCCGUGUGCUGCUUGGAAAGUGGUCGAGUCCCGCGUGCAGUGGGGAGCCCCAGGGGACAGUGGUUAUCUGAGAUGGCGCCACCUCCUGGGAGGAGGCCCACCUGGACCUGCCGCUCAGAGGAGGAGCAUGGUGCGUAUGGCAUGACGCAGGGGACCACCCCGCACGCCCCCUGAGGAUGUGCCGGCUGUGCCCCUUUCUUCCACUGGCACAUUUGGUAAGAGAGGGAAGCUGCUCCCGUCAGAACCACAGUGCGCCACCACAGCCUGCGAGGGGCACUGUCUUCUUCAUGCUCCCUGGAGCACCACCAAAGAGACGUACACAGUACCCCACGAAAGCAGGGUGCGAUUGAGACCCGGGAUGGGGAAGUGUCCAGUCAUGCCCACCCCAGCAUCACAGGAGACACGGAGGUGUGGGCAGGCUCCGGAAUUGAUUAUGCAAAUUAGGAGGACACAGGCGGGGUCCGCUCUCCCGCCGAACACCACACACUGGACCCUAAGUGGCCAAAUGCCGGGGCCUCUCGCUGGCUGCGGCCCGAGGCCUGUGGGUUGCUGCAUUUUGCUUGUAGUUCACCACCAUUUUGACACUGGAAAAUGCUGACUUUGGGGGACAGGAUGAGGCCCUACAUUCUGCGCCCCCAGUUGGCAGACAGGCAUUGUCCCUGUUCCACAUUGAUGCCGGGGCAGGAGGCGGCCUCUUCCUCGGUGUUUUUCCUGUGUUUGCACAUUGAAAUGAAGCUGACAACCUGGCAGGACGCUCAGCCGCUUCAAACCCUUUUUGUCAAUUAACUUAUUUUUUUAAUACUUGAAAAGAAGUAACUUGGUUUGUAUAUCUUUACUAGAGACACUGAUCACUUGAUGCCCGGGUGCGGGAGCCACAGCGGCGUCUGCUGCGUCCCACGCAGCCUGGUCCGGGGCUGCCCAGCACUCGCCACGUGCAUCUAUUUAUUAGCCUUUCUCUUCGUAUCACUGGCCUGGCUGGCAUCAGGGAGCUGCCCAGGACCCCCGUUGGGUCCUGCUCACAGCUUUCUGUCUCCUCCUGCACCUGGCGCCUGCCUCACCCUGGUCUGGACCGCUCACGUGAUGAGGGGGCAUCUCCGUUCUGUUUUGGACCAAGCUAACAGCAGAGCUGCCACUCUCACCCUCCCGAUGAGAAUUCUGGCUCUGCAGAACUCACCGUUUUCUCAGUUUGGGUGCCAGGGCAUCACCUUCCUCCACACGUGUGUUAAAGAAGGUUUCAGGAUGGGCCCUCGUCCACACUGGCCAAGAGGGUGCAGGGUGGGACCCUGGAAUCGUGGCUGGUGAAGUCCCUCCUCCCAGCCUAAGAUUCACCCAGACGGAAACGCGAGAGCUGUAGUGGAUGCUGGGAUGCAGGCUGGCCUCUCUCGAGCAGAUAAGAGACUCCCGCCCUCCCUCCCUCCCAAGGGCGACGAGCACCUGCCUUGUGCCGGAUCUUCAUGGGGCCAUAAAGGGUGGCAAGCCCCGAAUCACUAGCUCCUAUAGCCAAACCGUUCCUUUCUCACGGUUCUGCACCAGCCUGGCUGUGUACAGCUCAUCAAGCCACUGAGCUAAUCGGGGGUGGGGUCCUUGUCCAUCAAAGCAGUUAGCGCAUAGUCCAGCCAGGAGCCCCCCGGGCUAGACCCACCUGCCCCUAGGGGUGCUCCAGCCGCCUUACGCCUCCCUGGGCUGGGGCCAGCUGGGAGCAGAGGCCUGGCGCCUCCAAGGCAUCCCGUAGCGGAGCAGCCCGAGGGGCCGUGCUGACCUUGGGCUUUCCAUGGGAACCACACUGUGCCUCAACUUGAACAUUCAUCCCAACUGCAAAGGAGCAAAGAACCUGUGUCAUCCCUGUCCGGAAGCUGCCAUCUCUCUCCCGUGCACAUCCAGGAAGUACGCUGCUAGUGGCCGCCAUAGCUCUGAUUCUCCUCCACCUGCUCUCACGUGAGGCAAAGGUCUCCUUUUCUCUUUACUUAAAAAAGGGGAGAGGAGGGUUCCUAGAUUCCAUCUUCAAACCCCAGUCUUCCCAUAAAAUUGGAUGUGGGAAAAGACCUUCACUGCGGUGUGGCCUGUCCCAGACCUCUCCUAUCGAAGGCCACAAAACCAGUCCAGGCUCGGCAGAGCCGCCUUUGGCCCUUGUAGCUCCUGCUGGCCCCACAACGGGGAAGCAGUUUGCAAAGUGGCUCAGAAGGAGUGUGGCCUAGGAAUCUGCUACAAGUGGCUGGGUGUAGCAGGAGAGCCCAGCGUCACCUCCUGGUCCUGGUCAGCCUUAACACUGUGGCAUCCUCCGCAGCACACACAGCGGCCUGCAGUCUGGAAAGCGGACCCGAGCCUUUGCAGAAAGGCGCCAUGGAGCCGCAGGCCCGCACAGCAGCCCCAGCCUCCCACUCCUGACUGUGAGAACAUCGGUUCUAGGAGAGCACUUUGUUUAAAGCUCCCAUUUUGUAACCACUCGUUUGCAGUUGACUUGAGUACUCUGGUGACUUGCUGCGUGAAGCCAUCUCCAGGCAGGUUUUCUUUCCAAGAGUUAAGUCUUCCCUUGAAGGCAGGGAAGCAGGAUGGAUACACAUGUAUCAUACACAUAAAGUACCAGGCGCAGGAGCAGCCCGAACUCGAGGCUGACUAAACUGGAGGCUGCACCGUGGAGGUCUGCAUGCAGCCUCCCUGGAGGGCAGGGAGGGGGCGCUCCCGCCCCUGGGCUUGAGGGUGCCGCUCCCCGUGGGCUUCCAGGCCUGCCCAGGUGAUGCCUUCAGGCCUUUGCCCCUGGCGGCCAUCUUCAGGCCGAUUUUGACCAGCAAUGAUAGACUCUUCUUAACCCUUUCAAAAAAUUUUUUUCAGUAGGACAGGAAGCAGAGUUAAAAAACAUUUUUUUAAAGGUGGUAACAUCUGACCCAUGAAGGGUAUGGGUCUGUUUUACGCUAAAUAAACGUUUUUCAAA